This is a messenger RNA of Pocillopora verrucosa, 1440 nucleotides long. Lineage: Eukaryota; Metazoa; Cnidaria; Anthozoa; Scleractinia; Pocilloporidae. The record is from RefSeq and is a predicted model, not a curated record.
UUGGCAAUGUCAGAAACUGUGAGAACUGAUGAGAGCAGUUCAAAGAACAUUUAUGGUGACCCACCAAAGGUCAAUAUUAGUCUUCCAGAGAUAAGUGAACUAACCCAGGAUUCUAAACGAUGGAAGGAUGUUCAACUCCCAAUUGACAUUCUGUUGUUAACAGUGAAGGACUGUGAAUUCUUAAGUUGCUACCAUUACAUUAAUGAUCCAUAUAGAAGCUACUUUAAAGGGCUUGGUCGUGUGUACUUUGGCAGCUUUGGUGAAGAUCAAGAUGUUAAACUGAAAGUAGCUUUGAUGAAAUGCUCAGAGGGUUGUAAAGUUCCUGGUGGUGCUUUGACUGUUGUAAAAAAUGCUGUCACUCAGCUGAGGCCAAAAGCUGUCUUUUCUGUGGGCCACUGUAGUGGUAUGAAUCAGGAAUCAACAAAGCUUGGGGAUGUGGUUCUAUCAGAAAAGCUCACAACCUAUUCCUACCAGAAGGUUACAAAGGAUGGAAAGAAAUUUUGUGGGUUCACAACUCCUGUAAGCAGAGACAUUGCUGAACUCAUUGAAUGUGCAGGUCAUGGUUGGAAUCCACCCUUAGAAAAUCCUAAAGAGAGGAAAGUUGAAGUCCUCUGUGGUGAGGUUUUGAGUGGUACUGAGGUCGUGCAAGCUGAAUGGCGACGAGAGGAACUAGUGAAGUCAUUUCCUGAAGCAAUUGCAAUUGAAACAGAAGGAGAGGGUAUUUUCAGUGCAGCACAUGAUCUGAAAAUGGAGUGGGUUGUCAUCAAGGGUAUUUCAGGAUAUGCAGAUGGAACUGAAUCAAAAGAAAACUGGCAAACAUUUGCAAGUGUAACAGCAGCUUCUCUUGUUGUCAGCAUUCUAAAGGAAUGCAGUAUUUUUGAAGAUUGGCCACAUUACAAAGGUGGUUCUACUAAACAUUUGCGUCGGCUAAAGGUGAAACGCCGUGAUGAAGAGUCGUCUCCGAGUGACGCCUUAACUCCGAAGAAAAGAAAAACUCGUUUAGCAGGUGGUUCUACUAAACAUUUUCGUCGGUCAAAGGCGGAAUGCCGUAAUGAAGAGUCGUCUCUGAGUGACGCCUUAACUCCGAAGAAAAGAAACACUCGUUUAGCAGUGAAGCAAGGAGUUCCCAGCGACGAAGAUUUAGAGUGGCUUUCGCAGAAACUCGAAAAUUGGAAGGCAGUCGGGCGUCGUCUAGAAAUUGAGGAUGCAAGAUUAACGGCGUUUGAUAAUGAAAAUCGGGAAUUCUUUGAAAAAAUCUACAAAAUGUUGCUACAUUGGAAAAAGAGGAAUGGCUCAACUGCAACAUACACGAUCCUACAUGAUGCACUGUGUCAUCCAUUGGUUAAUCGCACAGAUUUAGCUGAGCAACUUAUUACUGGUAAUGUAUCCCUUAUCUUGCAAUUCAAUAAAAAUGCAAUUACAUACAAGUAUAGUGCCUAA